GUAGCUUUUAGCCAUCUUGAAAGUUCCAACCUUUGAAAGAAAAUCCUAGAAUUUCAUUUUAUCUUGACUUCAAUUUUUAAUUUCAUUUUUAAACGCACAUUUCCAGAUUCUUCCACCUCAUGAUCCUCCCCUAACACCGCCUUCACAAAUCACAAGAACUUUCGUUUCGCUUUCUCUCUCCUUAAAACCCACCAAAUUCUCUCUCUUUUUACAGGAAAACACAAACCCAAUUACCCAGGAAAACCCGAUUAAACCCCCUGAUUUUCUCUCUCAUUAAAAACAAGCAAGAAACUUAGAAAUCAUGUGGCAAUCUGGGAAAAAUGAUCUUGAAGGAGGAUCAACACAACUUUAUCCUGUGAUGCUUGAAGACCCAAGACUUCGAUGGAGUUUUAUUCGAAAAGUUUACUCAAUUAUCGCAGUACAAUUGCUUGCUACCAUUGUUGUUGGUGCUAUUGUUGUUUCGUAUAAACCAAUUGCUCAUUUCUUUACUUCUAGUAGUGGUGGUCUUGCUUGUUAUAUCAUUCUCAUCAUUACCCCUUUUAUUGUGCUAUGUCCAUUGUACUACUAUCAUCAAAGUCACCCGGUGAAUUAUUUGCUGCUUGGGAUCUUUACUAUCUCGCUUGCCUUUUCCAUUGGGCUGACAUGUGCAUUCACUAGUGGGAAAGUUAUUUUGGAGUCUGUGAUUUUGACGACUGCAGUGGUUCUAAGUCUCACUGCGUACACAUUCUGGGCAGCAAAGAGAGGCCAUGACUUCAAUUUCCUUGGUCCCUUCUUGUUCGGGGCUUUGAUUGUGCUGAUCAUAUUCUCUUUGAUUCAGAUAUUCUUUCCAUUGGGCAAGAUUGGUGUGAUGAUCUAUGGUUGUGUGGCAUCCAUCAUCUUCUGUGGCUACAUUGUUUAUGACACAGACAACCUCAUCAAGCGAUACACCUAUGAUGAGUAUAUAUGGGCUGCUGUGGCAUUGUAUCUCGACAUUAUCAACCUCUUCCUUUCUCUGCUGACAGUUUUCAGAGCUGCUGACAGUUAGGCGAGAGAACUUUAAACUUUUGCCAUUGUGCCUAUUAAAAAAAAAUGUUAACCACUUUGUAAGUACAUAGCUAUUUUGUUAUUCUAGCAGGAGAAAAAUUGUACACGAAUUUCUUUUCCAAUUUAUACUGUUGUCAUUUUAUGUUGUAUAAAAUGCAUUCAAUUGUGAAGCAAGUUCAUCUUGUCUUUUUGAUGCAUUGUGUUAUUUUUAGGCCUUUACUAAGGAAAGGGCGUUAAUAAAGGAUGUAUUUUGUCGAUGUUGGUAAUGCCAGAUUUGGUAGAUGGUGUCACUGAAAGGGAAACGCUGUUGGACAAUUGCUAGCAGCCUAGUAUUGUGUGUUUUUUAUGCUUUUA
Molecule: messenger RNA, 1377 nt
Organism: Chenopodium quinoa (quinoa)
Lineage: Eukaryota; Viridiplantae; Streptophyta; Magnoliopsida; Caryophyllales; Amaranthaceae
Product: BI1-like protein
Exons: 4
Coding region: 302-1024 (240 amino acids)
Cellular component (GO): membrane
Source: RefSeq, a predicted model, not a curated record